Candida tropicalis MYA-3404 is the source of this 2784-nucleotide messenger RNA. RefSeq lists its product as uncharacterized. Gene Ontology annotation, cellular component: nucleus; cytosol. The transcript has a single exon. Gene Ontology annotation, molecular function: protein phosphatase regulator activity; protein phosphatase binding. NCBI's taxonomy places the organism in Eukaryota, Fungi, Ascomycota, Pichiomycetes, Serinales, Debaryomycetaceae. The coding region runs from base 1 to 2784 and encodes 927 amino acids. The record is from RefSeq and is a predicted model, not a curated record.
AUGUCAUUUUGGCCAUUCACCAAUCCAUUGAAUAGCAAUAAUGCUUUGCUGAAGUUUUUAGACUCAGUACAGGAUUUAUCAACGGUAACAGUCGAAGAUCUAAUAGGUGACCCCACGAUCCUGCAAGAGCUUUUAAGUGAGCUUCAUAGUAUAAAGGGCAAUUAUAAUGCAAAAGGCGGUGCAGGUACCAACUUUCUGUUUCAACAACCACCGUCUCAGGAAAUUAAUGGCACCAGUUCAGAUACCGCAUCAUUCACUUCGUCAACUAAUGAAAACAAUAAUGCCAACGCCAAAGACACUAAGGGAACAAAGAUCAUUGAAAUAUUAAUUCAACCAUCAAUCUUGACCGGAUUGAUUGAUUAUUUGGUUAGAAGCGUUGAUUUUUUCCAUGAGCAGAGCAUCAAAGAACAGAAGACUGUUAUGGAAUUAUUGAAUGAAAAUCCACCAGAAACCGAUGAAGUUGAAGAAGAAGAGCUCGAAGAAGUGAGAAGUGGCAAGAUUUCUAAAGAUUCAGAAGAGGAGGAAUCAGAGGAUGAUAAAUUUCGUCGAAUGGUGCAAGCAGCUGCAGAUAUACUUUCAGUAGAUUUAUGGAUUGUUCUGAAUCGUAUUAUUGAAACACCAACCAUUAUGAAUGAAUUAUGGCUGAUUAUAAAUAUGCAAAAUUUACUGGAAAUUUGUCCCACAGUCUCAUAUUUGGUUCACAUUUUAGACCAAUUGAUGGAUACCAAUAGCAUAGAACUUUUGAACUUUAUCAGGCGUCAAAAGGAUCUUGUUGACACAUUCUUGGCUAAAAUCGAGGUUCCCAUGUUAAUGGAUUUCUUCUUCCGUGUUGUACAAACAGAUAAACCAGACUCACCUACAGGUAUUAUAGAAACAAUCGCCCUGCAAAAUCUUAUUUCGAAACUAAUUGAUAUUUUAAAACCAGAAAGCUCACAAUUUGCAUUAGACAGUUGUAUCCCAAAUCACCAAUUAUUUUUUAAACAAACCGCAGCAACCGAUUUCUUGAAAGCCUUGGUUACAAUUUCAUCAAAUGCAGCUUUGGCUGUAGUAUUGGAAACUAAUAUUGGGCCUAAUCAGUUGACACGAGAGUUGGUAUCACCAGAAAUUGUUAAAACAAUGAUAAAUGAGAUCAUGUUGGUGAAAAUUAAAGAGAAAGAUGGCAAGUACCAAACCAACAAACACGGAAUAAAUAAUUGUGUCAGUAUUGUAAUUGAACUUAUUCGAAAGAACAACUCGGAUUAUGAUCUCAAUUGUGGAUCUUAUAGUUCCAUGCUUCAAAAUGGAGAUGGGAGCCCGGGUGAAAUUAAUUCGUAUGUUAUGUUCCAAUGGUUGAAAGACUUUGAACAAAAUCCACCGGGUCCAAGAGAUCCAAUAUAUUUGGGAGAUAUGCUUGAACUUUUUUCGAACAAUUUAGACAAAUUUGCAGAAUUAAUUCAGAUGGAACCAAUCCUUCCUAUGCAUGUGGAUACAAACAUACUAGGAUUUACAAGGUUUAAGUUGUCAGAAUUGAUUGCAGAAUUAUUACAUUGUUCCAAUAUGAUUUUGCUUAACUCCAGAAAAAUCAAAAAAAUCAUAAGUGUUAGAGACCAGAUUAGGUCACAACAAGAAAAAAGACUAAAGAAAGCAUUAGAAGACCAGAUUUCAUUUCCCGAGUCCCCUAGUAUCAAGCAAGUGACUUCAGGUAUGGAUGAUGUGUCGUUAGACGAUAUUCAUUUUGGCACUCAUUCGAGUGACGAAUCUAAUGAGUACAGGAAACUUGUUGAUAGUUUAGAUGAUGUGGAAGAUUCCGAAGACGAAGAGCCUUCAAUUUCACCAGAGAAUCCAUUUGUUUGUAAAGAGAGAGACAAUACAAUUAGAGGAGAUCCGUGUGUAGGGGAUUUCUUCAAGAUAAAACUACUUGAUCUGAACAUAUUGUACGAUAUUAUCAAUAUGUUUACAAAGUUUCCAUGGAAUAAUUUUUUCCAUAAUGUCGUAUUUGAUUUGAUACAACAAAUAUUCAAUGGUAAACUCAACUCAUACAAUUCUUUCUUGAUUGUUGAAUUGUUUAAAGAGAACAAAUGUAAUUUGACAGAAGUAGUCGUGAAAAGUUAUAAGGAAGAAGUAACACCAAGACCAGGCUAUAUGGGCCAUUUAAUUUUAAUCAGUGAAGAAAUAGUUAAAUUCACAUCACUUUACAAGCCUGAUUUGAUAUCUCCAGUAAUAGUGGUUGCUGUUCAAUCUGAAAACUGGAACUGGUUUGUAAAUGACAUCUUGUUAAAGACUCGUGAAGUGUACAAUGUUGUUCUUGGUGCAGAAGAAGGAGAUGAAAGUAAUGAUUAUGGAUUUGACUCAUCAUCAGUAGGGUACCUUGAUAUGGACCAGCCCAAGAAAAUAAUCUUGGGAGAUGUAUCUAAUCACGAAGAGUUUGUCAACGACCGAUCUGAUGAAACAAAUGGUGAUGGCCAAGAGGGUAAUGAAGACGAUAGUGGAAAUGACUCUGGUGAUGAUUAUGAUAUGAACCAAUUUCUUGUUCCUGAAGUCAAUAUACUGAAAAUGACACCUAGUGGUGAUUUGAUUAGUCAUGGAUCACAGGAUGAUGAUGACGAUGACGAUGAUGAUGACGAUAAUGAUUUAGAAUACGAAGGUGAUACUGGUGAUAAUGGUCAAGAUACAAAAUAUUUAGAGAAUUUGUCAGGAAGUUCAUCAGAUGAUGAAGAUGAAGACGAUAUAGAUGAUGAUGACAUAGAAGAUGACGAAGACAAGAGCAAUGAGUUACGAAGAGUACCAAACCAUAGCAAUCAAUGA